AUGUCGGUCAUUUGGCAGUCUCUCGCACAGUCCGGCAUUCCAGUCCCAAAUUUUGAUGUGCCGACCUCCGAGCCCAUCCAUCCCGAGCAUCCCCACCAGAUGCCGGCCCGUGUAGAUCCCCAGACCUCUGAACCGCAUGUGCCAGACGAUAAUAUUGAAGCUGAAGAACAGCCUGAGCCUUAUUCGGUUUCUGAUGUGUCUGUCUUUGUGAAGGAUGGAAAGGUCGUUGAUACAUCAGAACGUGUAGAUCCACCUAGUUUGGCCACUAAAGUUGCUAGGGUUGUUGGGUCAGUUAAGGCUGGAGAACCUGCUGCUCCUGCCAACCUUGACACAGUCCAAGAGUUAGCAAAAGAAACUGGAUCUUCUGAGGAGCAAAUUCAAGCUCAAAAUGGCCUUGAUGAUGCCUUGAAAAGGCGACUGCAGAAGCUGAUUGACUCUAAUCGAGUCAUGCUUUUCAUGAAAGGAACCCCUGAGGAGCCCAAAUGUAGAUUUAGCAAAAUGGCUGUUAACAUUUUUAAGAAACAUAAGGUCGAAUUUGGAAGUUUCGAUCUUCUUACGGACAAUGAAGUCCUGGAGGGGAUACAGAAGUAUUCUAACUGGUCUCUAUUACCACAGAUUUACUUCCAAGGGAGAGCUCGUGGUUUCCGUCACAUAGGAACUUUAAUGAAGAGUUGCCCAAGUGAAAGCACAAGAAAAGAAUUUUUUUAUUAG
Molecule: messenger RNA, 711 nt
Organism: Prunus dulcis (almond)
Lineage: Eukaryota; Viridiplantae; Streptophyta; Magnoliopsida; Rosales; Rosaceae
Product: monothiol glutaredoxin-S17-like
Exons: 3
Coding region: 1-711 (236 amino acids)
Source: RefSeq, a predicted model, not a curated record